Molecule: messenger RNA, 1347 nt
Organism: Alternaria arbusti
Lineage: Eukaryota; Fungi; Ascomycota; Dothideomycetes; Pleosporales; Pleosporaceae
Exons: 2
Coding region: 1-1347 (448 amino acids)
Source: RefSeq, a predicted model, not a curated record
AUGGCCGUACUGGUAAAGAAGCACGGUAUAGCAGCGGCGUGGAGGGCCCUAGGAGGCAGCCGGGCGUUUCGCGACUUUAUCAAGUACGCUGUUCUCGCCAACCCCACCCUGUACGCCUACCUCAAGACGCCUGCCGGCCGCAAGAUCCUCAAAGAGUACCUCGCCGACUUCCUCUUCGUGCGAAGCAAGAAGCUCAACGGCUUUGUACGCAGCCACGUGCCGGAUUUCAUCCGCGAUGUCGUCCUAGCGAUGAGUCAAUGGACCGCCAACGACGUGGAAGAGACUGCACUCAGGAAGGCGCUCUGCGAGCAGUUUGUUCGCCGCCAUCCCGACGCGUUCAGAUACGUUACCACUCGUGUCAGCAGACUGGUUGGCCACUACGCGCGAUCCUUUUCGGUCACUGAGACAGCCAACCUGGUUGCUGCAGCCGCCGCAACUGGAAAUCUCAGCGCACUGAAACACUUCGCGCGCACCGAGCAGCGACUGUUGUGGUCACAGUCACCAGCGUUUGGAUACCCACUUGACAUCGCGGUGUAUGCGGGCCAAGAUGCCGUAGUCAAGGCUAUUGUGCAACAGGCAAUCACUAACCAGAGUCGAAAAUUUGCCGGACGGUCAUACACCGAGCACUACUCCUUCUGCGAAGCUAUCCGCACUGCUAUCGAGCUGAAAGACAUCCGCAUGGUGAAGUAUCUCCUGAGCAAGUACAUAUCCGCGUUCGGCUUAGCAGAGGAAUUCUGCAUGAAAGCCUGGCUGAAGACGACAAUCGAGUUCGGCGACGAAGACGUACUCAAGCUCAUUCUUACUGUGCCUUCGGGAUACGGUCCAUCGAUCAUAUACGCCGCCUUCGAAACAGCAUGCCGCCUUGCGAAGCCAGAUCUCCUCCAUCUGCUGUUUGGCUCUGAAGUGAGUCAAACCACUCUAUCGAUCAACCAUGUUCAAGGCUUCACAUACCCCCUUCUCACCGCCGUCGAGGCUUGCGCAACGCUAGAAGAUGCCAUCUUCAUCAAGGAGCUACUCAAGCUGGGCGCGGACCCCAAUGGUCCUGCGUACCUAGCUGAUCUCGAUCGACCCCUCGUAGCGGCGAUGCGUGACAGCAAGACCGCCGCUUGUUUGAUAUUGCUUGAAGCUGGUGCUAAUCCGCAUCUGGUAGCAUGUACGAGAUGGGUGAAGAGGAUGAGGAAACUAUACCCCAGGGAUACGGAGGCGGGCAAGGCCUUGAGGAAAGCCCUGAAGACAUGUGAGAAGCCCAAGGUAGCUAGGGAUGAGGACUUUCUUGUUGAGGUAGUCGAGGCGGACGAGGACGUGGAGAUGGACGGAGAUGACGAGAUGGAGCUGUUGAACACCUAG